Naegleria lovaniensis is the source of this 1779-nucleotide messenger RNA. RefSeq lists its product as uncharacterized. NCBI's taxonomy places the organism in Eukaryota, Heterolobosea, Eutetramitea, Acrasida, Naegleriidae. The coding region runs from base 1 to 1779 and encodes 592 amino acids. The record is from RefSeq and is a predicted model, not a curated record. The transcript has a single exon. Gene Ontology annotation, cellular component: ciliary transition zone. Gene Ontology annotation, biological process: non-motile cilium assembly.
AUGCCUUCAAACAACCAACCUCCGCCUUCAUCAAUGAUGGCUCUUGCCACUUCCGAUCUCAAAUCAAAGCAAGAGCAUGAAAUGGAGAUGCUUUCACUUCAACAUGAGCUGAGGAGUAAAAAUGCCAAGAUCAAACAGCUUCAAUCUAAAUACGAUCAAACCGAAAAUAAUUUUAAAUAUAUUUUGAACAACCAUAAAGAAUUGAUUAACCGGCUGUCUGAAAUCGAACGAGAUUUAAAAGAGGAACGAGAGAGAAACUCAGACUUGCAAAACAAAAUUCAGCUUCAACAAAUUGAAAUUGCAAAACUAUCAGACAGUGAAGAAAAAAACAAGAAACUACGGCAAGAAAUUGAGUCUCUCAAAAAAGUAAACAAGAACUUACAGGAUACAUUAUUAGAUACGGAGAAGUUAAAGGAAAAGAAGCAAAACAAAAAGUAUGAGACUAUCAUUGAGCAAUUAAAGCAGGAAAUCAAACAGUGGAACGACAAGUUUUCGGAACAACACACCAAGUACACAAAAAUAGUUUCAAAGUAUAAAAUACAAGAAGCUCAAAUGGAGUCGCUCAUGGAAAAGAAGGAAAAACGAAGUGUUCCAACACAGACAACCACAACACAAAUAUUAGAUGCAGAUGUUCAAACCAUUGCUGUAUCCAAACCUCUCUGUUAUCACCAAGCGGUGCAAGUGAAUAUUAUUCAGCCAGAGCCGCCCAAGAAGGAGUACAAGCCGCCUGUAAUCGAUUGGAGACCUCCUGUACAGAUCAUUAAGGAUGAAGAGCCCAUGAUAGAUGUGGUAAAAAGUACCUACAAGCCUGAGGUAAUUAUUAUUGAAAAGCCAACAUUAAUAUCUACUGGAUCUCAACAACAAGUAACACACAAGCCACCCAGUAUCAAACCAGCCGAGGUGUUUCGAAGGGAGGAAUCUCCAAAAAUGCCACCACCCAUAGAACAAGUUGUUUUGCCUCAAAAAGCUCCAUCAGAGAAAGAAAAAUCCAGAGAGGCAUCUCCUGUGGUUGUUCAGCCAAAACAGGACGCAUCUGAGGCUUUACCUCAACCAAAGGAGAUCAAAGUUUCAUUCACUGAGCCACAUUCUGAAAAUAGGUGCACUGUACGAUUAUUUAACAUUAUACCGAAUCUUACCUACUUUUUUAAGGAAUGGGAAAAUCUUCCCUUCUUUUUGUCAGUUGACUUUUUCAAACACGAGACACAACUUUCAAACUUGACCAAUGGCGUUUCAAAUGAGUUGAUGUUUGAACGAAUCUUUGAAUUUGAAAAUAAUCAACUAUUCCUGUACUACUUAGCAAAUGGAUCAAUUGUGGUACAAUUAACUCUUGUUCAUUCCAUUGACAAUUGUGAAGUAAUUGGGCAAGGAGAAAUAUAUCUGUCCAAUUUGAUCAAGGAUGGAUUUAAUAAUCUGGUAAAAGGUACCAUCACUCUGUACGGAAAAGCCAACAAAACACAAAUGGCUACAGUUGAUUAUGAAAUUCAGCUUAAGGACUCAAUUUCUAGAAUUGUAUCACCGUACAAAUCCGAAGAAUUAAUGAAACUUUUUUCUGACAAGAUUGUUGCUCCCUCACCAAUCACAGAUCACACAAAAUCUCAAAAUCGAUUGAAAAUUCAGGAAGCCCUAACCAGUGGUGAAUUUAGUAAUAUUGGAGCAAUGAAUGAUAGCAAUAUUCAGAGCAGUAUUGGAGACGAAACCCUUGAUAAUGAUCAACAUGCAUCAUAUCUAGAUGAAGAGUUACUCAGCCAGCAAGUAGAAGUGGGAGAUAUAUCUUUGUAA